Molecule: messenger RNA, 1806 nt
Organism: Zea mays
Lineage: Eukaryota; Viridiplantae; Streptophyta; Magnoliopsida; Poales; Poaceae
Exons: 4
Coding region: 242-1342 (366 amino acids)
Biological process (GO): developmental process; DNA-templated transcription; regulation of DNA-templated transcription
Cellular component (GO): nucleus
Molecular function (GO): ATP binding
Source: RefSeq, a predicted model, not a curated record
AAUGAAGGAAGGGACGGACGGCGCCGAGCAUCCAAAUCGCUUGAUCUCUCGCCCCCGCGGCCCCACCGACUGACUGCCCUCCUCCCUUCGUCCAUUAAUUAAUGGCCGCCACCAAGAACCCUCCAACCCCCACCUGACCUUCUCUUCCUCCCUCCCCCGACCGCCUGUCUGUCCUCCGCGCAUCCGUUCUCUAUCGAAAGGGAGGAGGAGGAGCGCGCGGGAGUGGGCUGGGGGCCCACCGAUGCUGAGCUCGGCGUCCUCGGCCGGGGCGGCCAUGGGGAUGGGCGGCGGGUACCAACACCAGCCGCUGCCACUGCCGCAGCGCGGGGCGGCGGCCGCGGUCUUCACCGCCGCGCAGUGGGCGGAGCUGGAGCAGCAGGCGCUCAUCUACAAGUACCUCAUGGCCGGCGUCCCCGUCCCGCCCGAUCUCCUCCGCCCCGCCCCCCACGCCGCCGCCUUCUCCUUCGCCAGCCCCGCCGCGUCGCCCUUCUACCAUCACCACCACCACCACCCGUCCCUGAGUUACUACGCCUACUACGGGAAGAAGCUGGACCCGGAGCCGUGGCGGUGCCGCCGCACCGACGGCAAGAAGUGGCGGUGCUCCAAGGAGGCGCACCCCGACUCCAAGUACUGCGAGCGCCACAUGCACCGUGGCCGCAACCGUUCAAGAAAGCCUGUGGAAUCCAAGACCGCCUCCUCGCCGCCCCAGCUGUCCACCGUCGUCACCACCACCACCACCCGGGAGGCCGCCGCCGCGACGCCCCUUGAGUCCCUCGCGGGGGCGGGGGGUAAGGCUCACGGCCUGUCCCUCGGCGGCGGGGCUGGCUCGUCGCACCUCAGCGUCGACGCUUCGAACGCUCACUUUCGCUAUGGCAGCAAGUACCCUCUUGGAGCUAAAUCCGAUGCUGGCGAGCUGAGCUUCUUCUCAGGAGCACCAGGGAACUCCAGGGGCUUCACCAUUGAUUCUCCAGCAGAUAACUCUUGGCACUCCCUGCCAUCCAACGUGCCCCCGUUUACACUGUCCAAGGGCAGAGACUCUGGCCUCCUGCCCGGUGCCUACUCCUACUCCCACAUUGAACCACCGCAGGUGCUCGGCCAGGUCACCAUCGCCUCGCUGUCACAGGACCAGGAGCGCCACCAGUCGUCGUUCAGCAGCGGCGGGGCCGGCGCUGGUGGAUUGCUGGGGAGCGUGAAGCAGGAGAACCAGCCGCUGAGGCCCUUCUUCGACGAGUGGCCUGGGACGCGGGACUCGUGGUCGGAGAUGGACGACGCGAGGUCCAGUAGGACCUCCUUCUCGACGACCCAGCUCUCCAUCUCCAUUCCGAUGCCCAGAUGUGAUUGAGAACGAAGCUCGUGCGCGGCCAGUAGGUGGCGUUGUCGCAUGACGCGCACCCAGCAUCGCGCUCGCUGCUAGCGAGCCACCGUCACCCGGUGAUUGAUGCCCUCAUCCUAGCUAUUUGUUUCGCUGAAUCGCAUUAAGAACAGAACUCUAUGUAAGAGCAGGAUCCUUCCUCAUGUAUCAAUGGGGGCAAUGAACUCCAUUCUGUUUCUAUGGUUGUAGUACCGACCAUGCUUUGUAUUUGUUGUACCCAGACCGAGAAUGAAAACCGCCCAGUCGUCAGGCGUUGUCGUCGCUGCAUCAGAUGAUCCAAGUGUAUUGUGUGCUUUCCAGGCUGUGUAAGAUCUGAUGGCGAAUCUGUUACUGCAGUGUAGGUGUGUAGCAUCUGUGGUAUGGUACCUUUUGUUGUGCUACUGGAUCUGGAUUGAUGCAAAAUCUGGUGCUGCCGUAGGCCCCUCUUCCUUUUC